GAUCUGGCUUCAGUUACAGGGAGCACCACCAGGGAACUUCUCAGGCAGCAAGGCUUAAGAGUCUGUCAGCCAUCAGUCUCUGGCUGUCCUGUGGGAAGGGCCUUGCCUUGCCACCCUUUGCAUUUGACUGCAAAGAUACCUGCGUGGAAGAAGGAAUUACGCUGUUUGGCCUGGCAGGAACUCCGCGGAGCACACCUCGCCGCCAGAAUGCUCCUCCUGCUGCUGGGAAUCAUCGUCCUCCACGUCGCUGUGCUAGUGCUGCUGUUCGUCUCCACGAUCGUCAGCCAAUGGAUCGUGGGCAAUGGACACUCAACUGACCUGUGGCAGAACUGUAGCACUUCCUCCUCUGGAAACAUACAGCACUGUUCCUUGUCAUCGGUAAACGAGUGGCUGCAGUCUGUCCAGGCCACCAUGAUCCUGUCCGUCAUUUUCAGCGUCCUCUCUCUGUUCCUGUUCUUCUGCCAGCUCUUCACCCUCACCAAGGGAGGCCGCUUUUACAUCACUGGAAUCUUCCAAAUCCUUGCCGGUCUAUGCGUGAUGAGCGCGGCAGCCAUCUACACGGUGCGGCACCCCGAGUGGCAUUCCAACUCCGACUACUCCUACGGCUUCGCCUACAUCCUGGCCUGGGUGGCCUUCCCCCUGGCCCUUCUCAGCGGUGUCAUCUACGUGAUCUUGCGGAAACGUGAAUGAGGGGCCCCGACGGUCUGUCCAAGGCUCUGAGUGUGCACAGGGAAGGGAGGAAUGAAACAAGAAAGCAGAAAAAACAAAAACCAACCAACCAAAAGAGCUAGCCAAACACCCAAACUCCAGCCAAACCAAACAGAAAGCAGUUGAAGGGGGGGGUUGCUGUUGACUGAAGAUGUAUAUAAUAUCUAUGGUUUAUAAAACCUAUUUAUAACACUUUUUACAUAUAUGUACAUAGUAUUGUUUGCUUUUUAUGUUGACCAUCAGCCUCAUGUUGAACCUUAAAGAAGUAGCUAAGGAACUUUACAUCCUAACAGUAUAAUCGAGCUCAAUAUUUUUGUUUCAUUUCUUGAUCUUUGGUUUUGCCCCCAAAUAAAAUAGCUUGAUACGGCCCCCUCCCCUUCGUUUGAAACAUGAUACCUCCCUCCCAGUCCCUCCUAGAAAACCAAAGUGUGGGGAUAAACCCACAGUGGCUAAAAGUCCUUAUGUCAUGGGUGUCCCAGGGUAUCCAUCAGAAACGUCCACUGCCUAAACUUCUGUGUGAAGCCCUAGGCAAGCACA
Fukomys damarensis (Damara mole-rat) is the source of this 1245-nucleotide messenger RNA. It is a transcript of the gene Pmp22, whose product is annotated as peripheral myelin protein 22. Lineage: Eukaryota; Metazoa; Chordata; Mammalia; Rodentia; Bathyergidae. The record is from RefSeq and is a predicted model, not a curated record. Gene Ontology annotation, cellular component: plasma membrane. The transcript is spliced from 5 exons. The coding region runs from base 208 to 690 and encodes 160 amino acids.